Messenger RNA from Sorghum bicolor (sorghum), 1599 nucleotides. RefSeq lists its product as uncharacterized. The record is from RefSeq and is a predicted model, not a curated record. The transcript is spliced from 4 exons. The coding region runs from base 214 to 1134 and encodes 306 amino acids. NCBI's taxonomy places the organism in Eukaryota, Viridiplantae, Streptophyta, Magnoliopsida, Poales, Poaceae.
GUUCGCGGCCCCCGCCUUGUUUUCCCCUUCCCGCAAGGCAACCAAACUAGCCCCGAAAGCGCAGCGCAGCCCUCCUCACCUGACCACCUUCUUCCCAAUUCUUCCGCUCCAUGCCUCCGAAUCCUCCCCUCUCCCUCCCGCAAAACCGCGUCUAGGGUUCUCCCACUACCCUCCUCUCCUCCUUCCCCUUCCGCAACAUCGGCGCCGCCGCAGAUGGCACUCCUCGGCGACGCGCUGCGGCAGGCCUUCCUGAUGCCGCGGCGCGCCUACGCGGCGCUACGCGACGACGAGCACUCCCUCCCGCCGCGCCUCCGCCGCCCGCUGGCCGUGACCGCCGCCUGCUGCGUCGCCGCCGCUGUGGCAGCUGCCGCGUGCGUCAGCCUCGGGAUCGUGUUCCCCGCCGAGCCCGCAGAGCGGCCCUUCUGCCGGGAGCGCCGCAUGCUGGAGGCGCUGCCCGCCGCGGCCAGCAGCAGGGAGGAGGAGCCCGAGGCGUACCGGUACCGCGGGGGUGCCUUUUACAUGACCACCGCUGAGGCCGCCGACUUCUACUGGAUGGUCGUCUUCGUGCCAUCCGCCGUCCUCUUUGGCGCCUCGUUCACCUACCUUGUAGCUGGAAUGUCUGUUGCAUAUGCUGCUCCAAGAAGGCAUCCAAUGAUCUGUGUUGUUGAGAAUAAUUUCUGUGCUUCUAGAAGAGGUGGUGUUCGUUGCCUGGCUAUACUUAAUGUAGUUUUCGCUGUAAUAUUUGGUCUCAUGGCAAUUAUUCUUGGAUCAACACUGCUGGCCCUUGGAAGUACUUGUUCAGUUCCUCUUUUCUGGUGCUAUGAAAUUACAGCCUGGGGUUUGGCAGUCUUGUAUGGUGGCACGGCCUUCUUCUUGAGACGGAAAGCUGCAGUUGUCCUUGACGAGGGCGAUUACACCACCCACAAUGUGGGUCUAGAGAUGCUGGAGUCCAAAAUGGAAGUGACUCCAGAGAUGCAGCGCCGCAUCAACGAUGGUUUCAAGCAGUGGAUGGGUUCAUCCCUUCUAUCUUCUGAUGACGAGGACGAAGCCACGGAUGACUACAUUGAGCACGAUGCUCCUAGCCCGACUGCCUUGGGUCAACAGCACCAGCAGGAGCAUGAUCUAGAGACCUGACUGCUGUAUAAAUAAAUGUACAUAGAGCCUCCCACUUGUUCGUUGAGGUUUGAUGUUGUAAAUGCCUGGUUCGGGUUCAAUUACUAACAAUUGAUUGUCUUUGUUCUUUUUCCAUAAGAGAGAAGAGAGAAAAUGAGGGAUUAGUUAGCUUCAUAAGUUCAUAUUUGGGUUUUGCUGUUUCAUUGCCAUUCAUAUACAUGCACAGAUAAAGUAGAUAGCAACAUACGUGUGGGCACGUUGUUCACUAAAGUCAAAGGUCACCUAGAAUCCUCUUGAGGAUGUAUGCUGAGAUAAGCAGGAAGUGCUGAAUGAGUGGGACCUAUUCAUGCAAAUUGGAUCAUUGUGCUGAAUGAGUGGGACCUGUUCAUGCAAAUUGGAUCAUUCUGUACACAUUUGACACGGUUAAAGAUGUAUGGUUUCACAUUUUUCGUCGGUUUAUUCAUGGUACAUAUAAGUUGUGCAUGC